AGUAGGUUCGCCUAGUUUAACCUUACAUUGCAGUCGCACCACAGUCGACAUUAUUAUGACAGAAGAGACGUCAAAAUUCGUCGACGGAUUGUAAACAAACUGGACCGGCGUGCAUUGAACACCGUCACCGCGUACUUUGUCGUACGAUAAUCGUUUUUGCACCUUUUAUGUACACACAAGCGAUCAAAAUGCCGGUUCAAAAGGAUUCCAAUAUUGUGAAAAUCGCCGUUCAGAUGACCGACCAAGUGCCGCAGCUCAUCGAAUUCAACCAGAAGCAACCUCUGACUGGAAUUAUCCAGGAAUUGUGCAAUGGAUGGGGCUUAUCUGAGGCGGAGUCAUAUUCAUUGCAAUUUUCGGAAAAUAACAAUCAGAAUUACAUCACGGAGAAAAACAGGAAUGAGGUGAAGAAUGGCAGUAUUCUCAGAUUAGAAUUUUCGCCGUCGAAAACGGCAAGUGAUAUUUUGGCUAAGCUGAAUAACGGCACACCGGAGGAGAAAGUAGCAGCUUUGCAGAAGCUGAGUACGCUUAGCAUAGAUAUGACUUUUGCAUUAGAAUUUAUAAACAAGAAAGGACUGGCACUAAUUAUCUCGCAGGUGGAAGGUGGAAAGUGCAAGGGAAAUGUACUUGCCUUUUCUCUCCAGUCAUUUGUGGAACUGAUGGAUCAUGGAAUUGUAUCGUGGGACAUAUUAGAAACACCCUUUAUUAAUAAAGUGGCGAGUUAUGUGAAUAAUCAGUCAACACCUCAGGACACUAGCAUAGUAGAAGCAUCUCUAAGUAUUCUAGAGAACAUUGUUCUGAAUUCAACUGGGAAAUAUGGACAAGUAGAGAAGGAAGUCACUUUUCCUAAUCUUGUAAUGCACUUGCAGUGCAUGAAUGCACAAAUUCAACAAAACGCGAUAGCUUUAAUAAACGCAUUGUUUCUGAAGGCUGAUUUGUUAAAGAAGCGUGCAGUUUCCGCCACAUUGCAGUCCAAACAAGUCAGAAACGUUUUCUUGACGAACAUUAUACAAUCUACUGGACAGGUUGGAGCGGAAAUGGCGCAUCAACUCUAUGUACUGCAGACACUAAUGCUGAGUCUUCUGGAACAACGAAUGAUGACGAAGAUGGAUCCGCAGGAUCAAGAUGCGCACGAUAAAAUUAAAGAACUUCGAAGAAUCGCUUUUGAUACAGAAGGUGCAAAUAGCGGUGAUGUGGCUGCUCGCAAGCAGGGACUUUUCGCCAAGGAUUAUAAGAAAUUGGGCUUCAAGUACGACAUCAAUCCAGCUCUUGAUUUUACCGAGACUCCACCAGGUAUGCUCGCACUGGACUGUAUGGUAUACUUCGCGCGUAAUCAUACUGAAGGUUACACGAAGGUCGUUCUCGAGAACUCUUGCAGAGCGGAUGAGCACGAGUGUCCCUUCGGCAGAACAAGUGUAGAACUUGUUAAAUUGCUUUGCGAGGUUUUACGCAUUGGCGAAGCUCCCAGCGAACAGAGUCAAUCGUAUCACCCGAUGUUCUUCACACACGAUCAUCCCUUUGAAGAGUUUUACUGUGUCUGCAUAGUUCUGCUAAAUAAGACAUGGAAGGAGAUGCGAGCGACCACAGAAGAUUUCGUCAAAGUCUUUUCCGUCGUGCGCGAGCAGAUCACUAGAGCACUUCAGUGCAAGCCUACAGGAUUGGAUAAGUUCAAGAGUAAAUUACAGCAGCUGACUUACUCGACCAUCACUAAUCUUUGGCAACAGGAAAGAACGAGCAGGGAAGAAUGGGAGAGCCACGCCAGGCCGAUCGUUGAGCUUCGAGAGCAGAUAACUCCUGAAAUCUUGGAGCUAAUUCAACAGCAGCGAUUAGGAUUUCUCGUGCAAGGCACCAGAUUUAUGAAGUACAGUGCCAGAGGACAGAGAAUUAAGGAUAAAUUCUGGUACGUCCGUUUAUCACCCAAUCACAAGGUCUUCCAUUACGGAGACUGCGACGAGAAGUCAGUGCCGACGAUAGACGAGCUUCCUACGAAACUAGUGGUAGUCGAGAUUCUAGGGUUGCUAACUGGCAGGGAUUGCCCGCACAUGAAAGACUUGCAGCGGCGGAAAACUACGCAUCAGUUGGCGUUCUCCUUGGCCCUGGAUUCCGUCGAAGUGACUAGUCUCGACUUUGUCGCUCCUGAUGAACAAGUUUUCGAUUAUUGGACUGACGGUAUUAACGCCUUGCUAGGAAACAGAAUGACUAGUAAGGAGGCUGAAAAUGAUUUGGAGACUCUGUUAUCCAUGGAUAUUAAAUUAAGACUCCUCGAUACCGAAGGGAUCGAUAUUCCACAAGAUCCACCCACGAUUCCCGAACCGCCGCCAAAUUACGACUUUUGUUAUGAGUUGAAGUAAAAAGCGUAAGUGGUGUUUAUCUAUUAUUAUACAAUUUAUGUCGCUAUAUAUAUAUAUAUAUUGAUUUUAUAGUCAUUGAUCUUUAGACAUGUAUGCCAUUUUAGAUUCUUUUUUCGAUCUCUCGUGUUCGUAUUAUACUGUUAUCAUAAGCUAAUCUAGAUUUUAUCUAGAAUUUUAAUUUUUCAUUGCAUAUUUUAAUCGUGUAAUAUGUCUUACCAAAGAAAUGUUUUAUAUAUGCAGAUUAUAUACAGGUAUGUUUUUUAGAAAUUUUUUUAUACAUUCCAAUUGGGAAUCGUGUAUAGAAAUGACACUAUCACAAUCAUGUUGAUGAUUUUUUUUACGAUAAUUUAAUGCUCUGAUAGUAUAGCCAGUCUGCCAUGAUAUAAUAUUUUAUAUAUUAAGAUUUUUCAUCUAUUUAACUAUGUUAUCAGUAUUUUAUACUAAUCUAUAUGACUAAGCUAUAAUGUAAUUAAUAAACUGUGAAGAACUCA
Messenger RNA from Linepithema humile (Argentine ant), 2839 nucleotides. It is a transcript of the gene Ced-12, whose product is annotated as engulfment and cell motility Ced-12. Gene Ontology annotation, cellular component: plasma membrane. Gene Ontology annotation, biological process: cell motility; actin filament organization. The record is from RefSeq and is a predicted model, not a curated record. NCBI's taxonomy places the organism in Eukaryota, Metazoa, Arthropoda, Insecta, Hymenoptera, Formicidae.